Pecten maximus is the source of this 1605-nucleotide messenger RNA. RefSeq lists its product as uncharacterized. Lineage: Eukaryota; Metazoa; Mollusca; Bivalvia; Pectinida; Pectinidae. The record is from RefSeq and is a predicted model, not a curated record. The transcript has a single exon. Bases 1 to 1605 code for a protein of 534 amino acids.
AUGGCGACAAUUAUGUACAAUGUGGGAUUGGACAGGUUUGGUGCAGAAGAGCGAGGAGAGGUGACAGCAAAUAAGAACAGAAGGCAGAGAGAGAUAGCCAACCUGAGGAGGGACCUUAGACAGCUGGCAAGACGAUUCCGAGCAGCUGAGGAAGAAGAGAAGGCAAAGUUGUCAGAACUGAGAAACAUGGCCAGGGAGAAGUUAAAGACUUUGAGAAGAGCAGAGAGAAGUAGGCGAAGGAGAAAGGAUCGAGCAAGGGCACGAGCCAGAUUCACCGCCAAUCCAUUCCAAUUUACCUCACGACUGUUAGGUAAAAGAGGCUCAGGAGUGUUAAGAGCAGGAAAGGAGGAAGUAGAACAACAUCUGAGAGACAUGCAUAGUGAUCCAAGGAGGAAUGAAGAUCUAGGCGUGAACGAGAAGCUGAUACAACCAGAAGAACCUGAACACCUGUUUGAUGAUGCAGAGCCCAGGUUGCGCGAGGUCAACAAUGUCAUCAGGAAGGCCAGAGCAUCAUCAUCACCUGGACCCAACGGCAUCCCAUACAAGGUUUAUAAAAACUGCCCAAGGUUGACUAUGAGGUUAUGGAAACAUCUACGAGUAGUGUGGAGAAGAGGAAAGUUGGCUGACAGUUGGCACCAGGCAGAGGGAUGCUUUAUACCAAAAGAAGAGAACUCGGAGACACUCAAGCAGUUCCGAACUAUUUCCCUGUUGAACGUGGAAGGGAAGAUAUUUCUAGCAAUUCUAGCAAAGAGAAUGACCACCUACAUGCUAGACAACCAAUACAUCGACAUAGCAGUGCAGAAAGGAGGGGUACCAGGUGUUUCAGGGUGCAUUGAACAUACUAGCAUACUUUCACAGAUCAUCAGAGAGGCUAAAGAAUUGAAAGGAGAAUUAGCAGUAGUUUGGUUGGACCUAGCAAACGCUUAUGGAUCUAUGCCUCAUAAGUUGGUUCAGAUGACGUUGGAGCGGUAUCAUGUACCAGAGAAGAUACGAUUGUUACUGCAGAGGUACUUCGACAGAUUACAGCUAAGGUUCACAGUCCAAGAUUUUACAACAUCGUGGCAACGUCUGGAAGUAGGGAUUGUGACAGGAUGUACCGUGUCCGUGAUUCUAUUCUCGGCGGCUAUGAACUUGAUGGUGAAGUCUGUUGAGAAGAUGAGCAGAGGACCUUGGAUGAGGGCAGGCGUACGACAACCCCCUGUCAGAGCAUUCAUGGACGACAUGACCAUUAGCACAAAGACCAUCAUUGAAGCUAAAUGGACCCUCAAAGAGAUCGAGGAGAUGGUUAACUGGGCUCGGAUGAAGAUCAAACCAACAAAGUCCAGUAGUCUUGUACUAAAGAAUGGAAAGAUGCGGGAGCACAAGUUCCAGGUAGGCGAUGAGGUCAUUCCAACAGUGUCCGAAAAGCCAGUGAAGUGUCUGGGGAAGUUCUUUGAUGACACCUUGGGUGACACCAGGAAUGUAAGAGUAACAGGCAAACAACUCGAAGGAUGGAUGAUCGCUGUAGACAGAAGUGCUCUACCAGGGAAAUACAAGGCUUGGAUUUACCAGCAUGGAAUACUUCCAAGAGCACUUUGGCCUCUACUUGUGUAUGACGUGCCAUAG